This is a messenger RNA of Branchiostoma belcheri (Belcher's lancelet), 1176 nucleotides long. Its product is annotated as tripartite motif-containing protein 3-like. Gene Ontology annotation, biological process: proteasome-mediated ubiquitin-dependent protein catabolic process; protein polyubiquitination; negative regulation of translation. NCBI's taxonomy places the organism in Eukaryota, Metazoa, Chordata, Leptocardii, Amphioxiformes, Branchiostomatidae. The record is from RefSeq and is a predicted model, not a curated record. Gene Ontology annotation, molecular function: ubiquitin protein ligase activity; translation repressor activity; protein binding. The coding region runs from base 1 to 1176 and encodes 391 amino acids. The transcript is spliced from 4 exons.
AUGCAAGCGGACAGUACAGUUAACGAUGAGUGUGACAUGGAACCUUACGCUGUUGCAGACAUGUCCGAUCAUGAAACUUAUCUCAGCGCAAGAACAAACGUUCACCAACAGGCUUCAAACUCAUCAAAGGCAGUCAGCAUAGUGACUGAUGAUGGUGACAUGGAACCUUACGCUGUUACAAACACGAUCGAAAAUGAAACCUAUCUCGAAACAACAACCGUUCGCCAACAGGCUUCAGAUGACUCCAGUCGUGACACCACCGAACAUGAUAGUCCUAUGCAAGAAGUCAACAACUUGACAACACCAAAUGCAACAGAAUUGACUAGCACAACUAUAACUACCAUCAAAAGUGCUGACAGUACCGACCCACCCAGCUUUGGGGGUAUCAAUGGUACCAGCCCACCCAGCUUUGGGGGUAUCAAUGGUACCAGCCCACCAAGCCUUGGUGGUAUCAAUGGUACCAGCCCACCCAGCCUUGGUGGUAUCAAUGGUAUCAGCCCACCCAGCAUUGGUGGUAUCAAUGAAGUGAAAGAGAAUAUCACCUUUGGAGGGAAAGGAAAAGGCCCCGAGCAUUUGUGCUAUGUGACUGGAUUGGCCGUGUCCUCGACUAACGAGAUAUUUGUGGCUGAUGGGGGGUGCAAAAGAAUUAAGGUCUUCAGCAUGAAGGGAGUUUUCCUUCGCAGUUUCUCCACAGGAAACAUGGACCCAAGGGCCGUGUGCAUGGGCCACAACGACACCCUCACUGCAUGGUUAAGUCCUACUUACACACAGACAGAGGCAACACCACGGCUGACGUGUGACAUGACCGGGUUUGGCUCAACAGGAAGUACGCUUCUACGGUUUGUCACCGUAGACAAGAAAGGGAACAUCUUCAUCGCUUUCCGCAGUAAACAUCAUGUAGAAAAGUAUGACAAGAACGGAGUCUACCUGUCCAGUUUUGGUAGUAGAGGUACCGGAGCAGGGAAUCUUUUUUCCCCCCGAGGAAUCUGUGUGGACAGUUUGGGACGUGUGAUUGUGGCUGAUACUGGGAACAGCCGAGUGGAGAUGUUCACAGCUGAGGGAGAGCACAUCCGCACCGUAGCUUACAUUAACCAACCCAAGCAUGUUGCUACAGGUGGGGAGGGGCAACUUGUGGUGUCUCGGAGUAUCUUUGUAAUCAUUUUCCCCAAAUAUUAG